AGGCAAUAUGCGGUCUUGCUAUGUCCAUUGACUAGACACGACAUAGCAAGCGGGUGGUUGGUGUGUGAUACUAUUUUGUCACGGCAAUUUAGUAUGGUAGGGGGAACUAAGUGAUAAUUUGUUAUGCGAUCCUGGUGACCUGGUGAUCUAAUAACUCGCAGUGAUGUUAUUAUAAUAUUAUGUAUACUCCGGCCCACGAGAGUCCAUACAUAAACACUAAAACGCGCAUCGACACUGACGUACGCGACAUCUGCCGACUGAAUUUUCUCCCACCAUAGGGCCAUUCCCACCACUCGGCAACGUGAAUACAGCGGCUCAUAAAAACACAGCUAAUUAAUUGCGUUUUCGGGGUGUUAUAUGAUUCUCCAUAUUGAAUAACAAAAAACUCGCGAAAAAAAUCGUAAAAAAAUACGUUAUAAACUUGUAACGUAAACGACACGAAAAACCAGUUAUAAAAACGAAUCAGUCGAAUUUCGUAAACGUGUCUACUGCUAUCGCUACGUAUACACGAAUGUCAACGACGCCCGUCGGCGAUCUUUGCCGACCGGCUUCCGAUCGGUAAGAUUCGGCGCAUGGAAGAGGAACCGAUGCGCAGCGACGGACGCGUUUUUACGUAUGGACUCUCGUGGGCCGUAGUAUCAUAGCGCUCUAAUCGCAUAGUUCCCCCCACCACAAAAUUUACCGUGAAAUUUCCGGAUCAAGAUUUUAGCCAACGUGUCCAGUCAAUAAUAUCGUGACUACAACUGUAACUGCCUACUGUUGUUGUUGUAUAGUUGUUUGUUUGCAGCUGCUGUAGAACGGUCAGGUUGUUUUUUUUAAAUUGUUUUAACUUCGUGCGACAUCCGACAUCUUACGUUCUUACUUAACGCUUUACUGACUACGGGCUUAGCUUAAACCGUGUUUUUAUUUUCUUUGCCUAUGAUCGUGUCGACGAUCAUACGUCGAUUGCCAAUAAUAUUUUUACCAUUGGACAUAAUUAUUUCUCGUCAGUUGUUAAUUUAUUCUUACAGUCGACGCGGGCGUUUCAUCGUUAACUAUUGAUAACUGUUUUGAGUGGCCAUUUCGUGUAUUCGUUUAUUGUACGAGUGUAACUACUCUACUGUACGUUUGGGCGGACAGCCACGAUGGAGAACGAGAGAACGUACGAAUUACCUAGCUUGUUGAAAACGGCGUACUACGCUUGCAAUGAGAUCGAGCGUGACAGUUUUGACUCACUGGAGGUACCGGACAUCGAUAUGCGACAUUGUUGCGAGUCCUUGUUCGAAAUAUUUAAAAUCGACAAAAAACGAAACGAGAAUAACGAAAGGCGGACAAUGUUCAGCAGGUUGCAGUUCUCCAUCAACGACAAGAAGUUUAAAAACAUAUGCGAGCAGGCAGCGUCCAAUGGCCACCUGAAUUGUAUGAAACUCGCUCGCGAGAUCGGUAUCCCUUGGGACGAAAUGUCCAGAGGGAACGAUAAGGCAUGUGACCGGGCUGCCAGGUCGGGAUAUCUGGAGUGCCUAAUAUACGCCCGGGAAAACGGGUGUCCAUGGGACCAGUCAACAUGUAUCAACGCCGCGAUAGGUGGACAUUUGGACUGUUUGGUAUACGCCCGGGAAAACGGGUGCCCGUGGAAUGUAGAAACAUGCGGAAACGCCGCGCUGUACGGUCACUUGGACUGCCUUGUUUACGCACGGGAAAACGGGUGCCCUUGGGACGAGCGGACAUGCAACAACGCCGCGUUAAACGGACACAUGGACUGCCUAGUUUACGCACAUGUAAAAGGGUGCCCUUGGGACAAGCGGACAUGCGAACACGCCGCGUGGAACGGCCACAAGGACUGCCUGGCUUACGCACGGGAAAACGGGUGCCCUUGGGACGAGGGGACAUGCGAACACGCCGCGUGGAACGGCCACAAGGACUGCCUGGCUUACGCACGGGAAAACGGGUGUUCUUGGAACGAGAAGACGUGCAAAUUUGCCGCGAGAAACGGCCAAAAGGACUGCCUCGUUUACGCACGAGAAAAUGGGUGCCCAUGGGACGAGCGGACAUGCGAACACGCCGCGUGGAACGGCCACAAAGACUGCCUGGCUUACGCACGGGAAAACGGGUGCCCAUGGGACGCGGACACGUGCAGCGAAGCUGCGUUAAAUGGCCACAUGGACUGCCUGGUAUACGCACGGGAAAACGGGUGUCCAUGGGACGUGGACACGUGCAGCGAAGCUGCGUUAAAUGGCCACAUGGACUGCCUGGUAUACGCACGGGAAAACGGGUGCCCAUGGGACGCGAUCACGUGCAGCAAGGCCGCAGAAAACGGUCACAUGGACUGCCUGGUAUACGCACGGGAAAACGGGUGUCCAUGGGACGCGGACACGUGCAUCGCAGCUGCAUUUAAUGGUCACAUGGACUGCCUGGUAUACGCACAGGAAAACGGGUGCCCAUGGGACGCGGCCACGUGCACUCACGCUGCGUUCAAUGGUCACAUGGACUGCCUGGUAUACGCACGGGAAAACGGGUGCCCAUGGGACGCGGUCACGUGCAUCGCAGCUGCAUUUAAUGGUCACAUGGACUGCCUGGUAUACGCACAGGAAAACGGGUGCCCAUGGGACGCGGCCACGUGCACUCACGCUGCGUUAAAUGGUCACAUGGACGGCCUGGUAUAUGCACGGGAAAACGGGUGCCCAUGGGACGCGGUCACGUGCAUCGCAGCUGCAUUUAAUGGUCACAUUGACUGCCUGGUAUACGCACGGGAAAACGGGUGCCCAUGGGACGCGGUCACGUGCAUCGCAGCUGCAUUUAAUGGUCACAUUGACUGCCUGGUAUACGCACGGGAAAACGGGUGUCCAUGGGACGCGGACACGUGCAGCGAAGCUGUGUUCAAUGGUCACAUGGACGGCCUGGUAUAUGCACGGGAAAACGGGUGCCCAUGGGACGCGGUCACGUGCAUCGCAGCUGCAUUUAAUGGUCACAUGGACUGCCUGGUUUACGCAAGUGAAAACGGGUGCCCAUGGGACGCGAUCACGUGCAGCAAGGCCGCAGAAAACGGUCACAUUGACUGCCUGGUAUACGCACGGGAAAACGGGUGUCCAUGGGACGAGCGGACGUGCAGCAAGGCCGCAGAAAACGGUCACAUGGACUGCCUGGUAUACGCACGGGAAAAUGGGUGUCCAUGGGACGAGCGGACGUGCAGCAAGGCCGCAGAAAACGGUCACAUGGAUUGCCUGGUAUACGCACGGGAAAAUGGGUGCCCAUGGGACGAGCGGACGUGCACCAAGGCCGCAGAAAACGGUCAAAUGGACUGCUUGACAUACGCACGAGAAAACGGUUGCCCCAUAGGUGAAACAGGUCUGCACAACGAAAACUGAAGUAAUAUUUUAUCACCAAUGUUUUUAUACUCAUCGUCUACAUUUUUAUUAUGAUGUUAUGAUACGAGUUCUUUGCGUUUACUACACAUCAUUGUAUAUUCUGCCAAAGACC
Molecule: messenger RNA, 3456 nt
Organism: Acyrthosiphon pisum (pea aphid)
Lineage: Eukaryota; Metazoa; Arthropoda; Insecta; Hemiptera; Aphididae
Exons: 1
Coding region: 1125-3344 (739 amino acids)
Source: RefSeq, a predicted model, not a curated record